AUGGCGUCGCUCAAUUGGGUCUCAGUGGUGGUAGCUAUUGGGGCAGUCUUCCUCUUCUGGACCUUCUCGGCCACAUCAUCUUCGCCCUUCACGCGCAACUUCCCACGGCUCCACAACAAGCGCAUCUGUCUGUUAAUCGCACACCCUGACGAUGAGGCAAUGUUCUUUGCGCCGACAGUUCUGGCGCUCACCAAGCCGGAGCUAGGUAACCAUCUCAAGAUUCUCUGUCUCAGCACUGGCGAUGCCGACGGUCUCGGCGAAACCCGCAAAAAAGAGCUUCAGAAAAGCGCCCUCCAGCUCGGCCUUCGCGAUGAAUCCGACGUCUUCAUUGUCGAUGACCCCACUCGCUUCCCGGAUAGCAUGACCAAAAACUGGCCGGCCGAUCAAGUCUCCUCUCUCCUUGCUUUUGCCUUUGCACCCGAACUCGCUGCCUCUCUCAACGGAAGCAAAAAGGCAGACCCCAAGAAAGCUCCCACUGCCACCAUCGACGUACUCCUUACCUUCGACGAGCAUGGAAUCAGCAAUCAUAUAAACCACCGCUCACUGUAUUAUGGUGCUGUACACUUCCUGCGCUUGCUCAUGAAGGAGAAGCCCGGAUUUGCGUCUCCCGUUGAGCUAUAUACUUUGACGAGCCUUUCGGUGUUCAGGAAAUAUGCCGGAGUGCUUGAUGCGCCGAUUUCCAUGCUCCAGGGUGCCUUUUCCAAUGUCGUAGCGAGAUUGAGUGGAGUGAAGAAGGACGGAUCCGGUCCGGCAAGGUUACUUUUUGUUAGUUCCGUGGGGGAAUGGCUGACUGCCCAGGCGGCCAUGGUGAAGUGCCAUCAGAGCCAAAUGGUUUGGUUCCGGUGGGGAUGGAUUACUAUUGGGCGGUAUAUGACCGUUAAUGAUUUGAAGAAAGAGAAAAUCUAA
Molecule: messenger RNA, 906 nt
Organism: Penicillium longicatenatum
Lineage: Eukaryota; Fungi; Ascomycota; Eurotiomycetes; Eurotiales; Aspergillaceae
Product: PIG-L family deacetylase
Exons: 2
Coding region: 1-906 (301 amino acids)
Biological process (GO): GPI anchor biosynthetic process
Cellular component (GO): endoplasmic reticulum
Molecular function (GO): N-acetylglucosaminylphosphatidylinositol deacetylase activity
Source: RefSeq, a predicted model, not a curated record